Molecule: messenger RNA, 3578 nt
Organism: Rhincodon typus (whale shark)
Lineage: Eukaryota; Metazoa; Chordata; Chondrichthyes; Orectolobiformes; Rhincodontidae
Gene: elp3
Product: elongator acetyltransferase complex subunit 3
Exons: 15
Coding region: 96-1742 (548 amino acids)
Biological process (GO): tRNA wobble base 5-methoxycarbonylmethyl-2-thiouridinylation
Cellular component (GO): nucleus; elongator holoenzyme complex; cytoplasm
Molecular function (GO): iron-sulfur cluster binding; acyltransferase activity, transferring groups other than amino-acyl groups
Source: RefSeq, a predicted model, not a curated record
AACGGCGAAUCCGUUUUGCGACACUUUACCGCUGAUGUUACGUCAGUGCCGUACAAUGAGCACCUGACUUCUGGCAGCUGCUUUAGUGUUGAAGCAUGGGGAAGCCGCGCCGGAAAGUGGAGUUCAGCCAUGCUGAGCGGAUGAUGAUGACAAUUGCCGAUGUCCUCAAGCAGCUGAUUGAAGCUCAUGAGCAGGGGAAGGAUGUUAACCUUAACAAAGUGAAAACAAAAACUUCAUCCAAGUAUGGCCUGACUUCGCAACCUCGUCUUGUGGACAUCAUUGCAGCUGUGCCCCCUCAGUACAGAAAGGUGCUAAUACCAAAACUGAAAGCAAAACCCAUCCGGACAGCCAGCGGGAUUGCAGUGGUUGCAGUGAUGUGUAAACCACACCGAUGUCCUCACAUCACCUUCACGGGAAACAUUUGUGUAUACUGCCCUGGGGGUCCAGAUUCAGACUUCGAAUAUUCAACUCAGUCUUACACAGGGUAUGAGCCAACCUCAAUGCGAGCCAUACGUGCAAGAUAUGACCCCUACUUACAAACAAGACACCGUGUGGAGCAGUUAAAACAGUUGGGACACAGUGUGGACAAGGUUGAGUUCAUUGUGAUGGGUGGGACUUUUAUGGCGCUGCCAGAAGAAUACAGGGAUUACUUCAUCCGUAACCUGCAUGAUGCCCUCUCCGGUCACACCUCCAACAAUGUGGCAGAGGCUGUCAAGUACUCUGAGCGCAGCAAUACCAAGUGUGUUGGCAUCACCAUUGAGACCAGACCAGACUACUGCCUGAAGCGCCAUCUCAGUGACAUGCUGCAAUAUGGGUGUACACGGCUGGAGAUUGGGGUACAGAGUGUCUAUGAGGAUGUGGCCAGAGACACCAACAGGGGUCACACGGUCAGGGCCGUGUGUGAGUCAUUCCAGCUGGCAAAGGAUGCUGGCUUUAAAGUUGUGGCACACAUGAUGCCUGACCUUCCUAAUGUCGGCCUGGAGAGAGACAUCGAACAAUUCAUCGAGUUCUUUGAGAACCCAGCAUUCCGCCCUGAUGGUAUGAAGCUGUAUCCCACACUGGUGAUCCGUGGCACUGGUCUUUAUGAGCUCUGGAAAACUGGCAGAUACAAGAGUUACUCACCCAGCACACUUGUGGAUUUGGUGGCUCGGAUCCUUGCACUCGUUCCCCCCUGGACACGGGUGUAUCGUGUUCAGAGAGAUAUCCCAAUGCCUCUGGUCAGUUCUGGAGUAGAGCAUGGGAACCUAAGAGAACUAGCUUUGGCCAGGAUGAAAGAUUGGGGAACUGAGUGUCGCGAUGUCCGAACGAGGGAGGUUGGAAUCCAGGAAAUUCAUCACAAAGUGCGACCAUAUCAGGUAGAAUUGGUAAGAAGAGAUUAUGUUGCAAGUGGUGGCUGGGAAACGUUCUUGUCCUAUGAGGAUCCUGAACAGGACAUUCUAAUCGGACUACUCCGCCUGCGGAAGUGUUCUGAGGAAACGUUCAGAACAGAGCUGAAGGGAGGAGUAUCUAUUGUGCGAGAACUCCAUGUGUAUGGCAGUGUAGUGCCUGUCAGUGCACGGGAUCCAUCCAAAUUCCAACAUCAGGGUUUCGGAAUGCUUUUAAUGGAGGAGGCAGAACGGAUUGCUCAAGAAGAACAUGGAUCAUCCAAAAUUGCUGUUAUUUCAGGUGUUGGUACAAGGAAUUACUACAGGAAGAUUGGUUAUGAAUUGGAAGGACCCUACAUGGUCAAACGUUUGGACUGAGCUCAUUCAUUUCCCAGCAAUUAUUGAGCAGGGUGCUGUUUGAAAAUCCUGACCAUCGCAAGCUGUGCUUUUAAGAAUGACUUUGCUAUGUUGCACCUUAAAGGAUUAAAGGCUUAGUUCAGCCUUUGACCUAAUCAGUCCCAAUCUGCAAAACCACAGAUUCCUUAUACUAGUUUUGACAAACCCUGCGGCUCCUCUGGAUUGAAAAUGGUAGUUGAUUUUCAAGUUCAACAUGAUCUCGGUCACACAAGGAUUGUGAGUAGGCUUCACCUCUGUUACAAUAGACUAUCCUUGUUAUACAAAUACGGAUCCAGCCAAAGGAGGAAUUUAUAUUGUCACACAAGACAAUGGUGGAUAGAUAUGGUUAUUUGGCUCUCCAUUGAAAUAUCCAAUUGUUAAAUGAUUCACAGGUUUUGCUUUCCCCUUCCCAUAUGCCUUCUGUUCUUCAGGGUUGAACGGCCCAUGUCUCUACAUACACUGAUGGACUGUGGCAGAUUGGAUGUUGGGACUGAGCACUAGUUUCAGUUGUUGAAGUUGUUCAAAGCAGGUGGUUUUAGGAAAUUGAGUUUAAUACAUUUACAGGUUAACUGGUCAGUCAUCGGUAAUGAUCCAUUUAGAACAGGUGGUGAUAUAAAAAUAACCAUUACAAUUGAGCAGAUGUAUUUAAUAUUUCAAACAUUCACUUUUAGAAAAUUAAACUUGUAAUUUACUUGUGAUUAAAAAGUGGUGCAUUGUUUCUGUAAUGGGUUCAACAAGUCUUGACAUUAUGGUGAAGGAUGUUUAUUUCAAAGGGUUAAUUUGUUUAUCUCAGAGUUCCAGUAUUUGUAGGAUCGCCUCAGCAUUGUGAUACAAAAACUGUUGGACUAAAAUUAUGUGAUACAUGAAAGAGAAAAUGCCGAGAAUAGCAUGACAUCCCUCCCCAUGCUCUCAGGACAAUCUCCUCCACUAAAAGGACCCUAAAACCUAAAAACACCACUAUCUGAUCAUUGUCUUCUCCUCCUCCUUAUCUUAAACCCCCAAAAUACAACACAUAUUUCCCUGACAGAGACUACCCUAAACCUCACCACCUCCACUCCUCGCCUGAGCUGUGUAGCAAUUCGAGAAUUGAUCUGCUAGAGUCCUGUUUACUAACUCAGGUAAGGCUCACUCGUUGACUUUCCACAUAGACAAAAUCAAAUUGCAACAAUGGCCUGUUAGAAGUGAAACUACUCUCGAGUGAUUCAAUAGCUGUGAGUGCUGUCAGUCUUUGCAACAAAUCAUGUGAAAGCACAUUUUGGAGGAAAAAGAAAUGUGGUGGACUUCUCAGAUUGAAAGCUGGUCCAGUGCAGUUAACCUGCAAAGACUGGGCGUCGCUGAAUUACGUAUUUUGAAAUUCUGAAAAACCUGUGCAAAUUUAACUCAAUAAAGUAGGAUCUUUUAAAUGUCAUUUUCUGCUCAUGAAGCUUAUAGUGCUUUACCAAAUAUCUAUGAUCAUUUUGAUUUCAAUUAGUUCGGAAAUCCUUCAAUCAGCUCUUUUUUUUCACUUUGUCAGCACAGGUGCCAGCAGACACUGACAAUACAGUAUUAAUAGUGCUAACAUGCGGCAAUCAAUCUGAUCUUAAUGACCUCUGACACAGUAAUUACCACUAUAUGGUGGCCUCUGUCUGUGCUGGGGUGUCCCACCACUAACGGUUCCCAAAUGAAGUGCUGCUCCUCUUAAGACUUAUUUGUUCUUUGUUUUCAACUGCUUCAAUUGUUAUUUUCUCAUUAUUGGUCAUUUUCCACAAGUUUGCUGCUUGCCUAUUAGAUUCCUGUGAUGAUCUGUCUGAUUAUCUAAUUAUAUUUUGCUAAAACUGC